CGGGGCACCUGCAGGGCACCUCGCCAUGGCUUCUGAAUCUUCUGAGUGUGGGGACGAGGAACAGCCUCAAGUUCCUCCCCUUCAGGCAGUACAGACUCUGAGGGCAGAGUUUGACAUUUUUGCUGCGCGGCUGCGCGAAAAAAUUGUGAAUGUGGAGCGAAAUCUGGGCAAGGCCGGCCAUGGGCUCAACCAUGGUCUCCAUCAAACCGCUCGCACCUCGCCGGGAACGCUUCAUGAGCUCCACGCCGAUGGAGGUGGCUCCAUCUCAGUGAACCCAAAGAUCUGGAAUGAUGCUGCCAGGUCCAGUACAUCCUUCACAGAUGCCACCGGGGGAUCGAGAUCGCUGGACCCAUGUGCCUUCAAAGAUUUCACUCCCUAUCGCAAGAGCGUGGAGAGCUCUGGGGUCUGGGUGCAAGAACCUCCAGCCUUGGAAGAGCAUCGAUUGAGGCGUGUCGAGGCGAUGGCGAUGACGCCGAAGCGACGUUACACAUCCUUUGGACCCCUCCAUUCCGUGCGCAACGAGCUCGGGAGCGACUUCCGCUUGCACAACCGUUGGCUUCAGCUCUCCAUGCAAUGCGAUGCCAACGCAGCGGUGGCGGAGUUCAGGAAUGCUGCUCGAAAAUCCUCCAAGCCCCGACCUUCGAAGAAAACCUCCUCGCGAAACGAUAUGCAACACCUCUUCCUCCAAUCCCUUCAUCCUGGCGGUCGCUUGCGAGUGGCCUGGGACUCCGUGGCCAUGUUCUUGCUGUUCCUGGACGCAUGCCUUCUACCCGUGUCUUUUGCAUGGGAAUGGGAGAAAGAUACCACCACCACAAGCAGCACCGUCUUCUUGGUGAUUUUCAUGGUGGGUUUGGUGUUCUGGAGCCUGGAUAUUCUCCUGAACUUCAACACCAGCUACUUUGCAAAGGGCUCUUUGAUCACUUCGCAGCGAGAAAUUGCCAAACACUACCUCUUCACCUGGUUUUUGUUGGACGCGUCCUUGGUUGUCCUUGACUACUUCACAGUGGCUCACACCUGGAUGGAGGACAGAUUUGCAGAUUUGACCUACACGCGCUUGGUGCGCAUCCUCCGCAUCAGCCGCCUCGUUCGCCUCGUGAAGAUGGCGAAGAUUGAGGGAGUUCUACAGGAAUUCGCGGCUUCAACAGGGAGGCAGUGGGUGAUGCUCGUGGUGACGUUUUUCAACACGUCCACCUUCAUGUUGUUGUUUGAGCACAUUGCGUCCUGCGUUUGGUUUGGCCUGGCCCAUUCCGAGUUGGCGAACAGCUGGAUCGAAGUGCAGGGCACGGCGCAAAGUUUGCCGUUGAUCCAAUAUCUACACGCCUUCAGGUGAGA
Cladocopium goreaui is the source of this 1332-nucleotide messenger RNA. The record is from the annotation of a GenBank genome assembly. Lineage: Eukaryota; Dinophyceae; Suessiales; Symbiodiniaceae.